Molecule: messenger RNA, 6446 nt
Organism: Larimichthys crocea (large yellow croaker)
Lineage: Eukaryota; Metazoa; Chordata; Actinopteri; Sciaenidae
Gene: rhoua
Product: ras homolog family member Ua
Exons: 4
Coding region: 364-1197 (277 amino acids)
Biological process (GO): small GTPase-mediated signal transduction
Molecular function (GO): GTPase activity; GTP binding
Source: RefSeq, a predicted model, not a curated record
AUGUCAUCCGUAGGGGAGUUUGGGUCGGGUCCGUCUGUCCGUUGGACGGUUGUCCGGACUCAGGCUGUUACAAGCGGUUAAACGUUAAUUGAAUCCCCGCUCUUUUAGUCUUUUAAUCGGACUUUUAAUUGAAAUGAAGCAUGGCUGUUAACGUGGACGCUGGGUCAGUUUUGUGGCUGAGGAGAAGAAACAAAGUUCAAAGCUUUUUGUAAUUGAAGCAUGGAAACUCAAAGGACGCGUCGACAGCAGCAGAGGAGUCCGCCGACAAACCGCUCUGUGGCCCGGCACAUCACGGAAGAAUGGGCGAUGUGAAAACUGGCCCAAACCGGGACUGAGUCUCCUGCCCGGGUCUCCCUCAGCCUCAUGUCACCCUCCUCUCCGUGUCAGAUGCCUCGGCGAGGCGAUGGAGGGGGCUACAAGCCGGCACCGGUGUCCCCUGCUCCGCCUGUACCACCGAGGAGGGUCCGGAGCCGGGACAGGGGCUCCAGCAGGACGCGGCGGUCCGGGGCAGGGGCAGGGUCAGCGGGAGCCGGGGCAGCGGAGAGGCGCGUCAAGUGUGUGCUGGUUGGGGACGGAGCUGUGGGGAAAACCAGCCUGGUGGUCAGCUACACCACCAACGGGUACCCCACUGAGUAUGUCCCCACCGCGUUUGACAACUUCUCAGCGGUGGUAUCAGUGGACGGGAAACCAGUCAAACUACAACUCUGUGACACAGCUGGGCAGGAUGAGUUUGACAAGCUGCGGCCUCUGUGUUACACCAGUGCAGAUGUGUUCCUGCUGUGCUUCAGCGUCGUCAGUCCUGCCUCCUUCCAAAACGUUCCUGAGAAGUGGGUUCCAGAGAUCCGGAGACACGCCCCCUUCGCUCCACUCGUCCUCGUUGGGACGCAGUGCGACCUCCGAGAAGAUGUCAAGGUUCUCAUUGACCUGGCUAAGUACCGGGAGCGACCUGUGGUCCCAGCAGAUGCUCGGGACUGUGCAAUGGAGAUUGGAGCUGUAGCCUACAUGGAGUGCUCUUCACUGACCCAAAAGAAUUUGAAAGAAGUGUUUGACACGGCCAUACUGGCCAGCCUGCAGAACUGCAGCUCCCAUAAGCACCCAAAAGGGAAACAGAAACGCCGAAAAAAGCAAAGGCAGACACCGGACAAGAUGAAGAGUCUGUCCAAGUCAUGGUGGAAAAGGUACUGCUGUGUGGCCUAGAGCAGAUCUGUGAUCAGAUGUUUCGGGUCUCAAAGACUGUUAUUCAGGUCUGAAUUCAGCUGGGUUUGGGUUCUGCCUGGACUCGUUUGGUUUCCCUCCAAUGGAGCCGGAUGUUGAACAAGACCUCGACUGGACUGUGAACCAAAGUAAGACUGACAUGGAUCUAAAACUUUUUGUUUUUUAGUCUUAUCGUGGAUGAGAUUUACUACUGAGCCGAGCCUGGUUCUUGCAGAACCUGCUGUGAAAAUACAGCAGCUCUGCCAUGUCCUUUUUCUAACCUGUUUGAAUCUUAACCUGCCUCCAGUAUGAGUCCUCUGCAGGAAGCAGUACGCCUGCCUCUUCUGGAGUUAAAACUGGUAUGAAACAAAACCUCUGUGGGACUAGCUGGAGACCCUCUCAAUGUCACUGUGGAUGUGACAGUGUUGUUCAUGAUUAGACUCGUCCAGAUCGUCUGUGUUUAAAGGACCUGUGUGUAGGAUUUAGUGCCAUCUUCUCAUGGUCCAGUUGCCAUUUGCUAUUGUAGAAACAUGGCGGUUCAACAUGGCGGUUCAACAUUGCGGCCCCGUGGAUGAGGACCCACGACGUCUGUAGAUAUAAUAGUCUCAUUCUGAGGUAACAAAGACAAAACUAUUUUUAUUUUUCAGAUUAUUAUACACUAAUGCAGUGGUUCUCAACCCUUUUCUAUCAUUCAGUAAACUGAUGACCCCUGACUGAGUGCCAUAUCUUAGUACAUAAUAUAUUCAGUGCAACAAUAACAGUACUGAUAAACUGUACAAUUAACCCACAUAGUGAAGACAUAAUAAUAACAGCAGGAAGUUUAUGUCAAACGAACAGGUUGAAUGAAUUUUGAGAUUAUUUCCUGUGAAUGUUGCAUUAUAGAUGAGUUUUCCUGACAUUUUAAGAAGUUUUCAUACAAUUCUCUGUUUGUUUGUUUUUUUCUAAACAAUCACAGAUGCUUUUUAUUGGAGAAUUUUCAGUGUUUUCUUCUCCCUGAGGCAUGCCCAUUGCCCAACAGAGUACUUUUCUAAUGCAGGCCUUCACUGUGCCCCUGUCAAGAAAGCCUGUGAAGCGUCGGUCAUCAUUAGUAGGGGUUGAGACCGCCGGGUUGGGAACCAGUACACUAAUGAAAACAUAAUUAUGCAUAUUAUAUCUUCAUUUCUGCCGUAUUCUAAAAAUAGAGUCUCCUAAAUCUGACACACUGGACCUUAAAGACAAACAUUGGAGUGUUAAGUCUGGUAGAGAUUCAUGUAGCCUUGUUAUGUCGACUGGAGGGGCACUCUGGAGUCUCUGCAGGUUGUACAUGUUACUGUAAGUGACUUCAGUCAAACUGAAUCUAAAUUCAGUUCUAAUUUCUAACUUGUUUCUAAUGUCUGUCUGGUCUCAUGAUUAGAAACCAAACCGUGUCUUUAUUUAAAUAUGAAAACAAGAAGCCGCUUUUGAUUUUCUGACCCAGAAUGAUUGCGCUGUGCUGACCUGUGCUGGAUUUGUCUGACUAAGUCGAAACUUAGUCAGACAAAGACAGACUUUAUUAAGCAGCUAAUCAUUGCAGCCUAUAAACUUAAUCUGAAGCCUGGAUCAGACUGACUGACUUUUAUUUAGUCUCUAAUCUGAACUAUUUAUGGAAUUAGGUCUGGCUCGGUUUUUAUUGUGGUUUUUCUUCACGUCCUGCCACUGUUUGGCCCAGAAUAAAGCCAGACAGUGAAUAGGUUUGGUCAGGCUCAGACUUUAGGAUCAUUUUAUUAUUAUAUUAUAUCUUAUGUGUAACAGAAUUAAUGUCUUUUUUCACCAAGCCAUUUCUGCCUUAAUCAUAGUUUUUUCACUUUAGACUCCAAGAUUUUAACUGUAAACUGAUACCUACCACGUGUUUCAGUACUCGCAAUGAUGCUGAAUGAUUAAGCAAUGGUGUCUGAAUAUCCAUGUGAUACAAACAAAACAUCAUUCUUUAGAAAUAAGUUGUAUCUUUACACAAGAAGACAUAACACUGUAUGUAGGAGUCAGGUUUCCAUUGGUAGCUGUGGCUGUUCAUCAUUCUCAUCUAUCCCACAUUAGUGCUGAAGGACAGUGUACGCUGUAUUAAUGUGGUUUGGUUAAACAAAAAUCUCCGUUCUGUGGUGAUGGACUGCAGACUAGCAUUGACCUUAAUCAGGGAAGAGGACAUUACUUUCUUCAUCAUGAUCAUAUUGUUCCACAAACCACAACUCUGCUCAGUAGCCAAGUGGCUGCUGUAGAAGAGAGAAGAGGAUUUCAAAUGUUCAUCCUGUCAACCACUAACUCACAUCUGAAGACACAAGUUGCAAGGCAGGCAAAUACUAUAUUGGUUUCAGAUAUGUGUACUGCUUUAUUCAUGUUUGAUUUAUCUUUCCACUUCACUUCACGCUUCAACAAGCUUAAGUGUGAGCACUUAACAGAAUUAGAUCAACCAAGUGCUCUUCACAUGUGUUUAAAUUUACAAAAUGGACUCAGCUGUUGUUUGUGUAGGUUUGCAGCAAGAAAAUGAACUUAGAACAAACAGCUGAGUGAGUUUAUCUCUUAGCUUUUCAUUUCAAUGGUGUAUCUAAGACUGUGAAGUUUGAAUUCUGUACAUAUUCAGUGAAAUAUUUUCUUUGUAGUUAUGAGCUAUAGUUUGAUUCACUGUGUUUGUUGCUCUGCAUGUUUUCCCUUUACCUAAAAUAUGACCUUCUGCUCUGUCACAAUGGUAACCAUUCAUCCUUUCCACCAUUCUGCCUCUGCAGCAUGUUCUCUCUCCGAUAGAUUAAGUCGUGUAUGUUGUAAAGCAGAAAUAAAAAAGGCAAACUACAACACAAACUGUGUGGCUGUCAAACACUUAACUGCCACACCUUCCUUUGUACAUUGUAGCUACUAAGACAGGAACAAAACCCAGUGAUGUACAACUAUUUCUCUACAGUGCAUCUGAAAGGCUCUUUGUGUUAGAGUCACUGAGCAGAGAGGAAAAAGGGCGCAACUAAGUUUGCAGUCUGUAAUGGAUUCAAAGCAGAUCUGCCAUGUGUAAGAUCAUUAUUGAUCCGAUAUAAAGACAAAAAAUGAUUUUCACUACUCUCUAAUCUAGACUAUGAUCUAAACACCUGUCAAGGCCAAGUUAAACAUUUGUCUGACUAGUAACCCAAGGUUAAAAUGUCAGAGUUCAGGAUGAACCUUUUUACAGUGUUCACUGUAUCGAUCAAACAACGUUUCAUUUGACAAAUAAUAUAUUUUGCUGCUUUAAAUAAUUCACAUCAGGUGUGUUUCUCUGAAAGAGUUAACAAUAACCCAGCUGUGGAGGGGUUUUAGUAAAUUCUGGACUAGGUAUAGGGUGAAAAUCCUUUUGCAAAAGUGACACAGUUCUUCUGAUCUAUUCUUUUCCUUUCGUGCUUGCUAGCAUUACAUUUUUCUAGUGUGUGGUUCAAAGUCAGUUGUGUCUACUGGUGUGAAAUAUAGUGAGCUGUGGUGUGCCUUAAAAUUCAAUGAGGAAUCAUUUCUUUUAAAUUUGACAGUACUGUGAAGAAAAUGUGAAUCUUUAAAGACAUUUAAGUUAAGUUAAUAAGUUUAAAAGUUUAAUCUAACAAACUGAAGUUAAAUUCACAUCUGCCGGAGCUUACACAGUCAUUUGUACAAUCCUUUAGACUUCUGUGGAAUAUUUUCACCUUGUUAAUUAACAUUUUGAGCAUUUCUAUUUUUCAUUACAAAGUGUCAAGACACUGAACACAACUACAGCUUGAUAUCAGCAUCAAAAUUUGCUUCCUACUAGGCAUAAAAUUGUCCUGGUGUAGCCCAAACUAGCCUGCUGUUCUUUAAAAUAUGUAGUUCAAGUUUUAUACUAAUAUACAUGUAUGUUGUCCUCUGUCCACUGUUGUUCAGUGUCGCUCUCUAAGAUAAAUCUGAGAACUUUAAUUUAAAACUCAAAAUGUUUGGUCAUGUUCAGCUCAGGCCUGAGUGUAAAAAAAAAAACUCUGACUGUGGAUUUGAAGACUGCGUGUUACUGGAGCUGUUUGGUAGUUUUCUGCUGAAGAUGUUACAACUGCGACUGAAUGGGUUCACUGUGUCGAUGUUUUACUCAGAAAAUGCAUUGUUUCUCGCUGGGGAAAAGACAUAAUAAGUUGCUUGUCUUGCUGUUUGUGUGCAGUCUCGGCUGAUGGUGGAUUUAAGUAGGCUAAAGGUCAUGCAGACCCUUAUGAUAGCUGGCAUUUCCUCUGUCAGGUCACUUACAUUUACGUAGAACAUAGUACAUUUCUCAACACAGUGGCUUUGUUUGCAUGCAGUGUGUGAUUUUGGCCCUAAGUAACAAUAUGUUGCAUGUUUCUGAUCAGGAUUUGAAAGCGAUAAAUAAAUUAAUCUAUGCUAUGCGACCACUCAGGUGACAAUUUUAUGUUACAAACAUAGUGUAACAGUAACACAAGUAGUCGCAAGUUAGCGAACCAACUGGUCACACCACACCAAGUAAAGCUGUAGCAGAAAAACUCUUGAGUAUGAAGCGGCGUAUGUCCUGUAUGAAUGGCUCUGUAAUGUUGAACAGACGAGUCUCUGAAAGUGAACUAUAGUAUGUCAAGACAGUCAGAGAAGAGACAUGAUGUGAUUAUUGUGCUGCAAAGUCUGUGUUUUGUUGAAGGUUGGACAGAAAUGUUUGGGACAGGUGCAAAAAGUCUGGAUGUGAUUUUUGCCAUUGGACAAUGAAAGCAUGACGUACUGCGUGAGAUUUGAAACAUACACAGUCGCUUUCCCAAAGAAAGGUUGUACAGCUAAUUAUUUGUACGUAUGAUACUACUAAAUAAGUGACUCAUGUACAAGUGUUAAGUGUUAUUGUACAUGGAAAAUGAAGAACAGCCGUCCAAACCAGUCUGAUUCUGGAUAAAAACCAUUUCUUUCUGUGAAUGACCUCAGAUGAAGCAAAUUUGUUGUUGUUGAUUGCACAAGAAUUUCCUAUAAAGUUCACUGAGUUUAAACAAAAUGAAGAGACAGGCUCAUUCUGAAGAUAUAAUUGUUUUAUUGAGGUUGACAUCCCCUAAAGCACACCUGAGCUCACUCACAUAGGACACCAACUGAAAACUUUCUCUUAGGAAAACCAACCCACUCAGCCUGCAUGAAACAACCCUUGUGUUUUCAUUUUACCUGCAUGUAAAAACAUUGUAACACAGAGCACACUGCAGCAGUCUGCUCACACUGAAUCAUCUGUUUUAUGGAGGACGCCUGUCACAGAAAGAUGUGUUUGUACAGAAGUUUUAUACCCUGAGAAAUAAAGAAUAUUUCGUAUAAUA